CAGCACUUGGCGGGUCAGAGCAAUCACAUCCCCACUACAGGAGCCCACUUUGUCAGACAGUAAGCCUUUGACAGACUGGCCGAACCGCGGCUGGGACUCUGCUGAUGCCAUUUUCUGUUUUGGCUAGAGAUGCAGCUCGGGGCCUUUCUGCAGAGCUCCUCUCUGUGAUGCCUGGCCUCCUUCUGUCAGGGCCCUCUGCUGUGGAUAUGGCUUGGUUUCUGUGCCUGUGUGUGUUUUUGGCCGUGGGGCUGGCUUUGUUAGCGCUUCAGUUGAAGCUCAGGAUGUCCGCACAUGGCCCCCAGGAGCCCCCCCACCUCCCGGCACUGCCCCUGAUCGGCAGUCUGCUGAGCCUACGGAGCCCGCACCCUCCUCAUGUGCUUUUCAAAGAACUGCAGGAGAAAUACGGACAGACGUAUUCUUUGAUGUUGGGCUCCCACUGUGUCAUCAUCGUCAACCAGCACACACACGCCAAAGAAGUCCUGCUGAAGAAGGGAAAGAUAUUUGCAGGAAGACCCAGAACUGUAACCACAGAUGUUCUGACCAGAGAUGGGAAAGACAUUGCAUUUGGAGACUACAGUGCUGCCUGGAGGUUCCACAGGAAAAUAGUCCAUGGAGCCCUGUGCAUGUUUGGAGAGGGUUCUGCCUCCAUCGAGAAGAUCAUCUAUGCAGAGGCCCAGUCUCUGUGCUCCGUCCUGUCCGAGGCAGCAGCUGCUGGACUGGCCCUGGAUCUGUCUCCCGAGCUGACCCGGGCCGUUACUAACGUCAUCUGUUCGCUCUGCUUCAACUCCUCCUACACCCGAGGAGACCAAGAGUUUGAGGCCAUGCUGCACUACAGCCAGGGCAUCGUGGACACUGUGGCAAAGGACAGCCUGGUGGACGUCUUCCCCUGGUUACAGAUUUUUCCUAAUGCAGACCUGCGUCUUCUAAAGCAAUGUGUUUCAAUCAGAGACAAACUUCUACAGAAGAAGUAUGAUGAACACAAGGCAGACUACAGUGACCAUGUGCAGAGAGACCUGCUGGACGCCCUGCUGCGAGCCAAACGCAGCGCUGACAACAACAACACAGCAGAGAUCAGUGCAGAGUCUGUGGGCCUCAGUGACGACCACCUCCUUAUGACUGUGGGAGACAUCUUUGGAGCCGGUGUGGAGACCACCACCACCGUGCUCAAAUGGGCCGUCAUCUACCUAAUCCAUCACCCACAGGUGCAGAGGCGUAUUCAGGAGGAGCUGGACAGUAAAGUGGGGUGGGACCGGCCCCCCCAGCUCAGUGACAGAGGCAGUCUGCCCUACCUGGAGGCCACCAUCAGGGAGGUGUUACGGAUUCGCCCUGUGGCCCCUCUGCUCAUCCCACAUGUGGCCCUCAGUGACACCAGCAUCGGGGAGUUCACAGUGAGGAAAGGAACUCGAGUCAUCAUCAACCUGUGGUCUCUGCACCACGAUGAAAAGGAAUGGAAAAACCCUGAGCGAUUUGAUCCUGGUCGGUUCUUGAACAGUGAAGGCACAGGUCUGACCCUCCCGUCGUGCAGCUACCUACCGUUCGGUGCCGGGGUCAGGGUGUGUCUGGGCGAGGCCUUGGCUAAGAUGGAGCUCUUCCUCUUCCUGUCGUGGAUCCUGCAGCGCUUCUCCCUCUCUGUCCCAUCGGGCCACUCUCUGCCCAGUCUGGAGGGAAAAUUUGGUGUGGUCCUCCAGCCGGCCAAGUACAAGGUGAACGCCAUGCCCAGACCAGGCUGGGAGAGAGGCACUGGACACAUGUUCUCAUUUGGGAACUGAGAGUCUGUGGGGAUUUUUUCUCAUGCAGGCAGAAGUAUUUGACAAAGUUAUUUCUGCUGCCCUGACAUACUUCACUGAAUAAUCUACAUACCAAAGGUUUACUCUUCAAUAGGAAACACAUAAUUCUUGUAGCUGCCCUAAUUAAUUACAUGCUUUGUGAUGAAUUAAUCUAGAUUAAUUGCAUAUAUUAAUAUUUGCUGUGAGAGCUCCGUGCAAGGGGGGCUGCUGUCGGAGCUCCGGUGCCGUGCUGUCGGAGCUGCAAAGUCGGCAAAUGCGCUCAGGGGCAUCUGAGAGUGCAAUUAAUCUGCGUUAAUUUUUUGUUGCGUUAUUUUUUUCUGUGAUUAAUUAAUCGAAAUUAACGCGCUAAUUCGACAGCCCUAAUCUUUAGGUAUUCACUGGGCACCCACAUAUAAAAGGGGUUCUCCACCUUUUUUUAAUAAAGACCCACUUCUGAUUGUUAAAACAUUUCAGAGGACCACCUUACCAAAUAAAUGGCAAACAAAACAUAACAAUACGAAAUAAAGGAGAAAACAUUAACUUGGCUGUAAAUAUUUGUUUUGGCUCUUUCAGCUGUAAUUACCAACAUAAAUAUUCUGUUUACCAUCACCCAUCACUGCCUGCCAUUAUAAAAUUAUGAAAUGAUGGUUCAUAUUUCCUCACCACACACUAUUACCUUUUACUGCUUUUCCUGGCACAGGGUUGUCGACCAAAAACCAAUGCAUUUUUGUCCAAGGGAAGGUUCGCUAACUAACAAAACACGUUUGUCUCUUACGUUACCUGAUAAUUAUGUCGUGGUGGGUGAUUUUCAAACAUAAAUGGUGAUUAUGCAUUUUAAUUUUACAUUUUGUAUUUGUGUGAAUUCUUGAGCAUGUUUAGCUUUGUGUUUUAUCAACAAAAAUAAAUCUAUUUUUUAAUCUUAA
This is a messenger RNA of Cottoperca gobio, 2689 nucleotides long. It is a transcript of the gene cyp17a1, whose product is annotated as cytochrome P450, family 17, subfamily A, polypeptide 1. The transcript is spliced from 9 exons. The record is from RefSeq and is a predicted model, not a curated record. Gene Ontology annotation, biological process: hormone biosynthetic process; progesterone metabolic process. The coding region runs from base 105 to 1769 and encodes 554 amino acids. Gene Ontology annotation, molecular function: heme binding; iron ion binding; steroid 17-alpha-monooxygenase activity. Lineage: Eukaryota; Metazoa; Chordata; Actinopteri; Perciformes; Bovichtidae.